AUGAAGUUUUUAUCCUUAUCCUUAUUGUCCAUCUCUGCCCUCUCUGCCUGUGUCAGUGCUGGUCCUUUGGCUGCUAUUGAUCAACUCAGAGUAUUCCGUUCUGAAGAACCUGAGCUUCGUCUUGUACAAUAUGGUGAUGAUACCCCUCCCAAGUGGAUGACUGAAUCUGAUAAGGAAGCGUUGUUCAGAGCCGGUGUCAAGUUUAUGGACAUCACUGAUUAUCCCAACCCUCCUGUUUCUCUCAAUUCUGCUUGGCAGCCAUUCAUUCCUGCAGAAGCUAAGUAUCAAGAUGAAGUCGCUCCCUUUGUUGGUAACUUGACCACCGAGUACAUGAAGGAAGUCUUGACCGAAUUCACAAGUUUCCGUAACCGUUACUACAAGUCUUCCUAUGGCGCCAAGUCCUGUCGUUGGUUGAUUCAACAAAUCAGAGAUGUCGCUGAUGGUUUUGAUCAUGUGUCUGUAAAGGAAUUUGAGCAUUCUUGGGAUCAAUUCUCUAUCAUCGCUCGUUUUGAAGGUUCCAACAAAGAUCUUGAGAAUGAGCUUGUUAUUGUAGGUGCCCAUCAAGAUUCAGUCAACAUGUGGUUGCCUAGUUUCGGUCGUUCUCCUGGUGCUGAUGAUGAUGGCAGUGGCACUGUCACUAUCUUUGAAGCAUUCCGUAGCUUAGUGCACAAUGGGUUCAAGCCCGAGAGACCUGUUGAGUUCCAUUGGUACAGUGGUGAAGAAGCUGGUUUAUUAGGUAGCCAAGCUGUCUCCAAUGCAUACAAGGAGGAUGGCAGACAGGUUGUUGCCAUGUUGCAAAAUGACAUGACUGGUUACAUUGGUGCUAAUGGCGAAGUUAUUGGCAUUGUUACUGAUCAUGUGGAUGAGAAGUUGACUGACUUCCUUAAGAAUUUGGUUGAUAACUAUGCUGGCAUUCCUUAUACUCUUACCAAGUGUGGUUAUGCUUGUAGUGAUCAUGCUUCAUGGCGCAAGGUCGGCUUUCCAUCUGCUUUUACAAUUGAAAGUGCUUUUGAUGAUUCCAAUCAUUUCAUCCAUACCACUGGUGAUACCAUUGAUAAGCUCUCCUUUGAUCACAUGAAAGAGUUCUCCAAGGUUGCUGUUGGCUUUGCUGUUGAGUUGUCUCACAAGCGUGAUUAA
This is a messenger RNA of Mucor velutinosus, 1137 nucleotides long. RefSeq names its product serine palmitoyltransferase component. Gene Ontology annotation, biological process: proteolysis. The transcript is spliced from 6 exons. NCBI's taxonomy places the organism in Eukaryota, Fungi, Mucoromycota, Mucoromycetes, Mucorales, Mucoraceae. The coding region runs from base 1 to 1137 and encodes 378 amino acids. The record is from RefSeq and is a predicted model, not a curated record. Gene Ontology annotation, molecular function: metalloexopeptidase activity.